UCUUUAAAAAAUCUGUGAUUUUUUCCAAACACCAUCGAAAUCAUGUGAUCAAAUUUCAUCUCCUUCAUCUUUUCUAGUUUUCGGAUCUUGAUUGUGAGAAAUUAAUUGGGUUCCUUUAUUUACGCAUCAUAAUAUGCAAUUUUUUUUACAUUAUAUUAUCUUGAAUUUGGCAUUACUUGAAGCUACAUUAUAGGCUCAGAAAUCAUGGAUGCAUUUGUUUAUACAAGACUUUAAGGUUGCUUACACUGUGAUAAACAAUUGUUAAUUCUUCUUAAUCCAUCUGUCAAACUAGAACCUUGAAUCUGAAACCAAUUUGCUCAUAAACUAUUACUUUAAAUAGUCAAACCAAAAGUUCAAGAUUUGAGAUCAUUUAAAAAAUUCAAAAGAUUCGUAUCUCAAAAUCCAAGCAACGCUUAGAUUUUUAUCAAGUUUUCUAUAGGAUGCAACUCUCAACUUUUCAUAGCAAAAAUGAAGUUAAGCAUAUCGAGAGGAAUUCCCAAGUUUGUUUUCUUAUCUUGUGUUUUUUCACUUAUUUGUGUGGUUUUAUUUUCAAAAUUUUACUCUUUCAGCCCUUUUAUUUUUUUGGAUACUAAAUGCAUGUAUGAUUCUAAUCCUCAUGUUACCUAUAAUCCCGAAAUCAAGAUAUUAGAGACAGUUAUCAAGAAAAUCGAGCAAGAGAUUAUCGAUAUUAAAGUUUCACACAAGAAUUCUUCGCACGCGUUAAGAUACGGUUCAUUUCUUGCAGACAUUUUGGGUUUAAUCGAGUCUGUAAAGUUUGUGGAAAACGAGGUUGUUGGAUUACCUGAACGUGACGUGAACCAGUCGAACUCGGUUCAACCGGUUCACGUCUCGCAAGAUUUCUUUCUGACAGAAGAAAUCCGGAAAUAUGUUCGAAUGAAACCGAACAGAUUAGGAAAACAAAACUUCAUGGGUGCAAACGGGACAUUCACGAGCAUAGGACAUGCAUGUUUCUCAAUGAAACAAGAGCUCGAAGAGUAUAUGAAUUAUGAUGUGGGUGACAUAUGCAACGAUGAUUGGAAGUUGGCUCAACGGUUAAUGGUGCACGGGUGCGACCCAUUGCCUAGAAGACGGUGCUUCUCGCGAGCCCCACGGUUCUACACCGAACCAUACCCAAUCCCCGAGUCCAUUUGGAGACUCCCGGAUGAUAAAAACGUACGAUGGAGUCAUUACCGAUGCAAAGGUUUUGCAUGUCUUGCUGCCAGCAAGACAGGCAAAGGUUUCUUCAAAUGUGCAGAUUGUUUCAAUCUGACACAUCAUGAAAGGCCGAGAUGGGUCGGACCCGUUUAUCUGGGUCCGACCAACUCAACUCCAGACUUCCUGCUCACAGAAAUUCUAGACCUGAAGCCCGGCGAGAUACGUAUCGGUCUCGACUUUAGCGUUGGAACGGGUACUUUUGCCGCUAGAAUGCGGGACCACAAUGUGACGAUUGUCUCUGCUACGAUAAACCUUGGGGCACCUUUUAGUGAAAUGAUUGCGCUUCGUGGACUUGUACCGAUCUACAUGACGAUAAAUCAACGGCUCCCGUUUUUUGAUAACACAUUGGAUCUGAUCCACACGACCAGGUUUUUGGACGGGUGGAUCGAUUUCGUGCUAUUAGAUUUUGUACUAUAUGACUGGGAUAGAGUACUUAGGCCCGGAGGGUUGUUAUGGAUUGAUAGUUUUUUUUGCUUAAAGGAGGAUUUAGAGGAUUAUUUGGAGGGUUUUAAGAUGUUGAGGUACAAAAGGCACAAGUGGGUGGUUGUACCAAAGGUUGAUAAAGACGAUGAUAGAGAGGUUUUCUUUUCUGCUGUUUUGGAGAAGCCUCCUAGGCCUUUCUAGUCGAAGUACAAGUCUUUAAUGGAUGAUGUACAAGUUUUAAUGCAUUGACGUAGAAGUUGUAUUAGCAAUAUCCUUCUGCAAAUAUGAUUUAUAUAUCUAAGUUAUUGGGUGCAGUUUGCCGGUUCA
Lactuca sativa (garden lettuce) is the source of this 1965-nucleotide messenger RNA. Its product is annotated as S-adenosyl-L-methionine-dependent methyltransferases superfamily protein. Gene Ontology annotation, molecular function: methyltransferase activity. Lineage: Eukaryota; Viridiplantae; Streptophyta; Magnoliopsida; Asterales; Asteraceae. The record is from RefSeq and is a predicted model, not a curated record.